AUGGAGCAGUCCCAUCAUGAAUUGUCAGAAGACUCAGAUGACUAUGAACCCCCAGAGCCCGAUACCAGUGCUGGAUCGCCUAGCUACUCGCCUCACUACACUCCCAGCGACAAUCCCUCUAUGAAACCCGGCCCACUUACAGCUCUGGAUGAGAAUCUGGGAGAAUCCGUCUCUCAGUCUGUUGGUGAGCCACAGCCGGAGACAUCCAUGCAAGGCCCGUCAGACCCGACUGGGGUACCGCAGCAUCCGACCGAAUUUCUCGGCGCUUCUCGUGUACGAGCACCUCUCGACCAAGCAUCGUCCACGGAAACAGAUCGACAGUUCACCCCAUACGAUAGCUCUCUCAAGAUGUUCAGAGCAUACCGCUUCCACCCCGACUAUCUGCAAAACGUUUCGGACGGCUACCGUUCGCUGACAUACAGCCACAAUAUCGAUUCAACAAGAACAUUCUGUCCCUAUGAAUCUUCCGGCGGUGUGUGCAACGACAACACUUGUGGAUUCCAACAUUUCCGGGACAUUACUCUCAGCGAUGACAAGAUCCUGGUCCAAAUGGGAGCUCUCCGCGAGGGCCAAACUGAAGAAGAAAAAGAAGCCUAUGUCGCCGGGUUGAAAGAAAUCAUCAACGGCAUGCGACGUGACAAGGUGAAAGAAUUCAGCACUGUGGCCAACGAGAUUGCCGCAUACCGUAGGCGCGUUCUCCAAGACCCAUCGCGAGUCUUGCACUUGUAA
Molecule: messenger RNA, 729 nt
Organism: Penicillium argentinense
Lineage: Eukaryota; Fungi; Ascomycota; Eurotiomycetes; Eurotiales; Aspergillaceae
Exons: 4
Coding region: 1-729 (242 amino acids)
Cellular component (GO): exosome (RNase complex); nucleus
Source: RefSeq, a predicted model, not a curated record